CACUUACUAUCAACCGCGUUUAGUGUUGACAAGUCCUUCAUUUACAAAACAUCUUCAGGAGUGAUUCUUACAGUUUCAGAAUCAUGAGGUAAUCCUGAAAUGGAGAGAGGUUUAGUGAACAUCCUGUUGGCUGGCCUAUGUGCCAACUACCCCCCUGAUCGCUUCAACAUCACCACCACCACCACUCCUUACCCAACUGUGACUCAAUCAUCCAGAGAUAUAUUUAAAUGCACGCUAAAAAGUGAUGACCAGCUUCGUAAAGAACUCCUUUUGGGCAAAAGACUUAAAAUUGCUACAUUACAGAGGGAUCUACCAUUGUCAGGAGUGUCCAUGAAUGGCACUGAAUUGAAGUUGGAGGGAAUAGCAGCAGAGAUGGUGGAAGUGCUGAAGGAAAAGUUUGGGUUCAGUUACCAAGUAGUGACUCCCCAGAGAAAUAUUCUUGGUAAUGAGCAUGAAGGAAUAUUCAGCAUGCUUUACAAAGGAGAAGUGGACAUGGCGGCUGCCUUCCUGCCAGUGGUGCCUGGCAGUCAUCGGAUGGUUCUGUGGGGAGUGGACAUGAUACAAAAUGAUUACUAUGUUUUAAUGAAACGACCCAAAGAGUCAGCCACUGGUUCUGGUCUAUUGGCACCCUUUGACACUGAGGUGUGGCUUCUGAUACUCCUCUCUCUAGUGGUAGUUGGUCCGGUCAUGUACCUGGUGAUGUACUUGAGAGUCCGUAUAUGUGACAAUAAUACUAUCAAGGUAUACCCUCUCUCAGCUUGCGUAUGGUUUGUCUACGGAGCACUCAUGAAGCAAGGAUCCACUCUCAGCCCAGUCACUGAUUCAACUCGCCUACUCUUUGCCACCUGGUGGAUUUUCAUAAUGAUCUUGACUGCCUUCUACACUGCUAAUCUGACGGCUUUCCUCACUCUGUCUCGCUUCACUCUGCCGAUAGAGAAUGUGGACGACAUUGCACGCACAGGUCGACAGUGGUUUGCUGCCGAGGGAGGACCCAUAGAGUACGCUGUUAUGAAUACAGAGGAUGAUGGUGAUCUGAAUGUGCUGAAGCGAUCUGUCUCUCGUAAUUUAGGCCAUUUUAUCAACACUGCUGACGAGGUGAAAGUGAAGCAAUAUGUUGCAGAAGAUUGGUUAUACCUGGAGGAGAACCGCAGACUUAAGUUGUUUCUGCUCAAAGACUACAUGACCAAAACUCUCAAGGGCACAGAAGAGAAAGACAGAUGUACCUACGUGUUGACUCAAGGCUCAUACCUCUCACGGAACUUGGCCUUCGCCUAUCCCAAGACUAGUAUCUUGCCUUCUCUUUUUGAUCCUGUACUGCUAGCUUUUGUGGAGUCUGGGAUCAUUCAGCACAGAGUGCAAGAGCUGCUGCCCGAGGCGACAAUAUGUCCACUCAACUUAGGCAGUAAGGAGCGGCAACUGCGUAACUCUGACCUGUGGACUACUUACAUUGUUGUGGUGUCUGGCUUUUCUACUGCUCUCACUGUGUUCUUCGCUGAGCUCGUGUGGCGUCGCUGCUUUGCCCCACACCACCCUCAACACUCCUGGCCUCUGGACAUCACUUUGGAGAACAAUCCCUCAUCCAAGUUUGCUGGAGACAAGUCAAAACAAGAUUCUAAAGUUAACAUCAAUGGUCGAGAGUACUUUAUAGUAAUUUCAAAAGAUGGUGAGAAAAGAUUCAUACCCAUCAGAACCCCAUCUGCUUUUCUGUUUCAAUAUGCUCCUAAAUGAAGCAGAGACUUACAGAAUAUUUCCAAGUGGAGUAAAAAUAAAGCAUUUUCUGUGUGA
Molecule: messenger RNA, 1785 nt
Organism: Homalodisca vitripennis (glassy-winged sharpshooter)
Lineage: Eukaryota; Metazoa; Arthropoda; Insecta; Hemiptera; Cicadellidae
Gene: Ir76b
Product: glutamate receptor ionotropic, kainate glr-3
Exons: 11
Coding region: 100-1728 (542 amino acids)
Cellular component (GO): membrane
Molecular function (GO): ligand-gated monoatomic ion channel activity
Source: RefSeq, a predicted model, not a curated record